AUGACGACUCAAUUUGAAGGGAUAUUCCAUGGGCUCACAGCGCAGGAUGGCAAGUUCCGUGUAGCUGCUGCUGGUAUGGCAUGGAAGGCGGACGGAAAGGAGAGCACUACGACAAUGAUGAAGGCGGAGGACAUCAAGUGGGCCCAGUGGCUACGAGUCGCGCGGAAUUUCCAGCUCAGGAUAGGACUGAAGGACAGGAGAAGGGAAACGUUCGAUGGUUUCGUACGCGAGGAUCAUGACCGGUUAGCUGCUCUUCUCAAGCAACAUUUCGGCGUGGUUCUCGAAACCAAGGAUGUAUCCUUCAAAGGAUGGAACUGGGGAGUUACCGACUUCCAAGGCGAAGAUCUCGCUUUUCUCGUCUCGAAUAAAACGUCUUUCGAGCUGCCCCUCAAUCAUGUAGCGAACUCUAACAUCGCCGGCCGCACGGAAGUGUCUCUCGAAUUCGCCAACCUCCCUACCCCGUCCAAAAAAGCCGACGAACUCGUGGAGAUUCGAUUUUAUGUACCCGGCACUCACACCAAAACCAGAGGCUCUGACGCUGGCUCGCAGCAAUCUGAGAAUGAAGAAGAGGACGGCGAAGAGAUCAGUGCUGCACAAGCGUUCCACGAUGCAAUCAAGGAGAAGGCCGAGAUCGGGCAGGUAGCGGGCGACAUCAUCCUCGGCUUCGAGGAGGUGCUUGUCCUGACUCCCAGAGGUCGGUAUGACGUGGACAUGUUCCCGGAAUUCCUGAGGCUGCGCGGGAAGACGUACGAUUACAAGAUCAUAUACACUACGAUCCAAAGGAUGUUCCUCCUACCAAAGGACGAUCAGCAUGUCCUAUUCAUCGUCAGCCAAACUCGUUAUCAAUACCUUGUCAUGCAGUUCAACCGCGAGGAAGAGAUCACCGCUGAGCUCAACCUGUCAGAAGAGGAAAUCGCUAAGUACGACCGGCUGAAGAAGAACUACGAAGAUCCUACAUUCGAAGUUGUCUCUGGUGUCUUCCGGGCGCUUUCUGGCAAGAAGAUCAUUGGUGUUGGCACUUUCCAAAGCCGACAUGGCCACCCUGGAAUUAAAUGCAACUUGAAGGCCAUACAGGGGGAUCUUUUCAUGCUCGAAAAAUAUGUUUUCUUCGUGUCCAAGUCACCCAUGCUCAUUGAGAUAUCCGAUAUCCAUCAAGUCGUGUUCUCCCGUGUGGGCUCUGGCAUGGGCGCUACCGCCGCUCGUACCUUCGACCUCAAGAUCGUAACCAAAUCUGGGCCGGAAUACACCUUCACGGCGAUCAACAAAGACGAACAUGAGCCGACGGAGGCAUUCCUGAAGGACAAGAAGGUCCGGGUUAAGAACGAGAUGAUGCAAGAUGUAGAUAUGCUGCUUGGGCCUCCGGGGGUAGAUGAUGAGGAUGAGGAAAUGCAAAGCGUGGCGAGUAGCGAUGAGGAGGCGCCAAAGCCGCGCUUGGGUGGGGAUGACGACGAUAGCGAGGAAGACGAAGAUUUCCAGGCAUCGGAUACCGACGCGGGAUCUCCGACAGACACAUCCGAUGAUUCGGAUGGUGCCAAGACUGCAUCCGACGCAAGUGGAGAUCUGGACAUGGCUAAGGCUCAAAAGCCGAAGAAGAAGAAACUCGUCAAGAAAAAGGUGAAGUCUGAUGCAGCCACUAAAGAGAGCGAUGCGGAAGACGACGAAAGGCCGAAGAAAGCGGCGCCGAAGCCCAAACCCAAGCCGAAGAAGAAAGACACGGACGACCAGAACGCGAUGUAUGUCGAUGACGACGAGCCGAAACCCAAGUCGAAGGCAGCAGAUGAAGAAGGCCCAGCAAAGAAGAAAAUCAAAAAAUCGAACGAUUGA
Molecule: messenger RNA, 1824 nt
Organism: Punctularia strigosozonata HHB-11173 SS5
Lineage: Eukaryota; Fungi; Basidiomycota; Agaricomycetes; Corticiales; Punctulariaceae
Product: SSrecog-domain-containing protein
Exons: 8
Coding region: 1-1824 (607 amino acids)
Cellular component (GO): nucleus; FACT complex
Molecular function (GO): histone binding; nucleosome binding; DNA binding
Source: RefSeq, a predicted model, not a curated record